Molecule: messenger RNA, 1041 nt
Organism: Linum tenue
Lineage: Eukaryota; Viridiplantae; Streptophyta; Magnoliopsida; Malpighiales; Linaceae
Source: the annotation of a GenBank genome assembly
AUGCUAUGCGUAAACUGCAGUAGCGAGUUAGGAGAAGCCGGAAAAUGGCGCCACCGUGACGACGAAGACAGGUUGAGCAAUCUCCCAGAACCCAUUCUUUAUCACAUCCUUUCGUUCCUCGACACCAAAUCCGCCGUCCGGACCUCUAAAUUGUCCCGAGUCUGGAACCGCCUGUGGAAACAUGUCUCUGUCCUCGAUCUACGUCAGGAUUGCUUCGGAGACGAUCCUUAUCCCUUCGAGAAAUUUGUGGACAAGGUUUUGUCCGUCCGCUAUCCCGUUAAGCUCCACAAGCUUACCUACGUCCAGAAUUUCGCCCCCUGGAGUGAAGACCACACAAGAAUGUUUGCCAAGGUCAUCAAGUAUGCCUUCUCCCACGACGCUCAACAUUUAGUGUUCGACACCGGAAGCAGGUGCCAACUUUUCGACCGUGCUUACAGAUUCUCCAGUUUGUUUCACUCAUACCCGACCCACAAUCAAUUCGUCACGAGAAGCAAAACCUCCAACAGUACCUUCAAUCUGAAAACUCUGGAAUUGAGAUGUGUCGCCCUCGACUCUGGCUUCUUGCUCUGUAGUAGGCUUCCGAUGCUGACGACAUUGAAGGUGACAAGCUGCCUGCUGCUUGGUACCGAUAGCUAUACCAAUGAGCCAAAGGAUUGUCUUGAUCUUUUCUCGAACUUUGGUGGUCUGGUGAAUUUGGCCAUCUCUGAUUGCUACUUUCUAGCGGAUCCGAGAGUGCGUCCGUUCUUGAGGGUCAGGGUGUCUGGACUCCAAUUGCUUAGCUUGGAAUUGGAGGGGAUGGAGAAAAUCAGGAUUGAGAUAUUUGCACCCAAGCUCAGGUUUUUCAGUGUUCGUCAGGAUGUGAAUGAUUCUCAAGGGUUUUCCGAGCUAUCGCUUCCUUCUCUGGAUCGUGCAGAGAUCGAGCUGAAUCACAUACAUAGAAAGGAAGCUUACGUGCAUCAUGAUCAAUAUUUGAAUGCUCUGUUCCAAGGUCUGCACAAUGCAAAAUCUUUGAAGCUGGGUUAUUCUACUGUUGAGGUAUAA